AUGGGUCGCAUGGACAAUAUUGGCAAAAUGGAGAAAAUUUACGUAAGUCCGCGGUCGAUAAGUUUUGAUGACUAAAAAAAGAGAAGCGCGCGGCGUUUAGGUAUUUAAUAUCGGUGUCGGUAAAAAACAAAAUAAAACAAACAUGCCAAGACUUUUCGCACCGCCUAGUACUAUAUGCGACCUAUAAAGCUCUAAAAUACCGGUCUGUCGGGAAAAUAAUGUGGAUUUGUCGCAGCGAAAUUUCUGGUCCUGUCGCAACCCAAGUCUCUAGCCGUCACAAAGCGAGCGAUUUGAAGGCCCGACAAAUCCACAUUAUUUUCCCGACAGACCGAUACCUCAAAUCCCAGCCGUUGCAAAGCGAGGAUGAGCGAUUUCAGGGCCCCACAAAUCCACAUUAUUUUCCCGACAGACCAGUGUUUUAGAGCUUUUUAGCCUUUCGGGAAAAUAAUGAGCACAAUGUCGCUGAGCGGAUCGCUUUUUGCUGAAGUGAAAGGCGAUUCACGUCAAUCCAGCGCAUUUCCUGAACGUUUCGAAACUUCGUACCGUUUUCAUUGGUUUAAAAGAGAGACGAAAUGUCGCGAAAUUAUCGGCACUUUUUCUCGGCCGAAAUAAUUGUUUUUUUCUCGAAAAGGAAGAAGAAAGAUAAGAAAAUGUGUUUUAUCGGAUUUUGAACGAAUCACCAAAAAAGGGGCGGGAAAUUUUUUCUUCUAUUUUGGAUUGACGUGCGAUUUGAUUUCCACCGCGACACAAUUCAUUUUCCCACCGGCGAUGCCAUUUUCGAUGCGACAGAAUGCUCAUUAUUUUCCCGACAGACUGAUUUUUUUUGGCGACCCGUUUGGCAUAGCGACAUUGUGCCCUAACUCGUGCUUUCCGGGAUAACCAAGACUUUUAGGCUCCAAUAUGGCCAAAUCUUGACAUUUUUUGUGACUUUAUUCAUAAAAUUUUUUUUCAACAGUUUUUUUGCGCAAAAUUAGCCGCCGUUAUUUUUCCGACAAAAGCAAAGUGCAAGUAAUGAGAGAGAAACUCUUUUUUUAAAUUUUUGGUCCCACCACGAAAACUUGAAAAUCUCCAAAACACAAAAAUUCCUGUUUCUAAGCCAAAGAAAACCCUCCUUUAUGACAAAUUCAACGUUUGUUUAGAGUUUUAACCACCAAUCGCUUAAAAUUUUCAGCUAAAAGGCGAGAUGGACUUCAAAAUCGACCGCUUCCUCUCGAACGGCCUCAGCGAGCGGGUGAGCCCGGAAUUUGAGCUUAUUCCCUUUGCCAAUUCAACUCCAAUCUCUCCCAUCUCAGCGCGCAAAAUCUACUGUCAUCUGGUCAUCUAUCCGAACGGGGACGGGCCAAAAACGCGGGGCAAGAUCUCGGGAUUCGUCCGAUUUUCGCAUUUACCGCGCGACUUUCUGGUCGAAACCUGGCUGGAACUGCGCGCCGGCGAGACUCGAUGGACCUCGAACAUGAUGUUCGAGUCGCAGGGCGAGAAGUCGUGGGGAUGCGAGACGUUGGCGGAGCGGAAUGAGGUGGUGAAUGCGGUCACAAAGGACGAAGUCAAUGUGAAAUGCGUGGUGGAGCUGUUUGGGGAAUAA
Messenger RNA from Bursaphelenchus xylophilus (pine wood nematode), 1582 nucleotides. NCBI's taxonomy places the organism in Eukaryota, Metazoa, Nematoda, Chromadorea, Rhabditida, Aphelenchoididae. The record is from the annotation of a GenBank genome assembly.